AUGUGUAAGUUGAUAGUACAACAGGAAUGGGGUAAUUUAACGUUUUUCAGUGAUGACCAACCAAGUAGCAUUUGUGCUACUCACUGCGCACCUCUUGCUGAACAUACUCUGUGUCGCCGAAGACCGUGAGUUCAAACCACAACAAAAAUCUAAAAGCUGUUAGCGAAUGAGACAAAUAAAGAGAAGGAUAUCGAAAGUGAGAAAGGGGAAAAGGGAGCAUUGUGCUUCGAAUAAUGCAAUUUCUGAGUGACAUGAAUACAUCCGGCAGUCUCCUAUAGAAGAGCACUUUGCAAACAAAUCCCUUUUCUCUCUUUUGUGGCCUCUAAUGCCACCACACUUUUGGCAGUCUCAGUUUCUGAAUGUCUUUCCUUUGUCAAAAGUAUGUUUUUUUCCAGAAAAACUCGUGUACCGAAACGAUGAAGUGCGCCGAAUCCUGAAAGCUGCGGUGAACUCACCACCAGUGCCGUCGUCAAAAUCUGAGUCUUCAAACCCUCCGAUCUUGGAGAAGGAAGAGAAGAACGGGACGGGUGCUGAUGAAAGGUCAGUGACAUGUGUUUGUGCGCAUCGUUAGCGCGCGCGAAGCAACAGACCGAUGGCCGACCUCUCCCGCUUGUUCGAUAGAUACAGCUGCUGCUUGGAACCGACAACCACCCCGCCGCACACCACAACCACCAAAAUACACCUUUUCUUGCUUGCCUCCUCCCCCCAUACAUCUUUAUUCUGUUGUUGCACAAGAAAAAGAAAAGAACGAAACAUUCGUUGGUCUCACUCUCAUUUCUCUACAUAAAAAAUGAGGGUGUGAGUGAGUGAGCGCCACGCAAUAGUCCGGUCCAAAUUUAACCUUAGCCCUUCCAAUUUUCUACUCGAGCGACCGGAAAACAAUUAGAUAUGCGUCUUUACUCUCUAUUAUCUCAAUCUUAAAUCGCUUUUUCCCCUUUUUUCAACAAAAAAAACCGGGUCACAACGCAAGCACGCGGCUCGCUGAACACGUGCAAUUCAUGUGUCCCCCGUCCCCGUUUUUCUUGGUUGAAUUGCUUUGGGCUUCCGUAUUCUGUUUCCUAAGCACACAUCUGAAGUGUCGUGUAGUCGUCGCUUCGUCACAGACUACUUUAAAACAGAUCUUUUCAAAAAAAAUUUGAGUAGCGUAGAACAAUCGCGAAAUUUGAAACGCUAUUUGCUUGCACUCUAAAUUUGUUUUCCAAAUUGCGUAGGAUCAUCGAAACGGUUCGAAGUAUAGAAAAAAAUGAGAGGGAAAGGAAGGGAAGCACAUGAUCUUUGCAACUGCUCACCAGAAAUCAGACAUCGUCCGCAGGCAGCAAAAAAAGAAAGAAGUACUUCUAUUUCACACACAUUCGCCCCCGUCACAUUCUGUCGAGGUCCAUUCCGUCUGUCAUCUGUUGUUUACCCAUUCUCCCCUGUCUAUCAGUAUUAUUCGUUCCAAUUCUCGCGCCACUACUAUCGUUCUACAUCGUCGACGCUUCUUCUUGUUUUUCGAGUUUUCGCUCCAUUUCACCAUUUCAUGUUGUCCCUCUUUACCUCUCCCCUCUUUGAUGUCUCAGCGGGACGUGAGGUUGAGGUCAUCGCAUGUUCCGUUGCUUGGCGACUGUCUACACAGAUUGAAAACAGUCAAUAAAAACCCAAACAAGAAAAAUAUUCAUUUCAGCAUGGAUGCCGAAGGUGAAUGGGUGCAAAAUGCACCAACGGAGGAAAUCGAAGAGGCCCAACAUCUUCUGGAUACUGUCCAUCUCGACUUCCAACUCACUCACAAACCGCUCGCCUUCAUCGGACUCAUCAUUCUCGUCACUCUCGCUAAACCCAGUACGUUUUUGUACACACUAUACUUAGGAAACAUUGACUUUUUCAGCCCUCCACUGGCGUUACUUCCAUAUGCUCCCAGAAUCCGUCGUUCUCAUGAUGUACGGAGUCAUCGCUGCGAUCGUCGUUCGAUUAGUGUCCGGUGACCCGCGCCCACUCGACAGCUACCUUUUCUUCAUGAUUCUUCUUCCUGCGAUUGUGAAUGAUGCGGGGCUGUCAAUGCAGAAGAAGGAGUUCUUCCUGGCUCUGCAGAAGAUCCUGCUCUUUGCAGUCGUUGGCACCGUCAUGACAGCACUUUCUCUUGCCUCGACUUUCUACUACUGCGAGGACUACUUCAGCUUUGCUCCCGGAUUCCUCCAUAUGCUCGUCUUCGGAACUCUCAUCAGUGCUGUCGACCCCGUCGCUGUUCUGAGCACUUUUGCCGAGUUGGACGUCAAGAAAACGCUCUACAUUUUGAUCUUCGGAGAAUCGUUGUGCAAUGACGCGGUGACUAUCGUCCUCUACCGUACUGCCAUCAAUGUGAUCAAGAAUAACGAUGCCUCGGCCGUUCCAAUCAGCGCUUUCGGAAUUGUUGCUACCUGCCUCUGGCAGUUCUUCAUUGUCUGCGUCUGUGGAAUCGGAAUCGGACUUAUCUGCGGACUGAUCGGAAUUUCUCUUAUGAAGUAAGAAUUCUUUAAUUCUCAAUUAAAAAAUGUUCUUUUUAGAAUGAUGGUCGGCCAUCAAAUCAACCAGCCUGUCAUCCAUCUGUGCUUCCCAUACUUGGCUUACCUUGCCGCUGAAACUAUCCACUAUUCUGGAAUUCUAGCUUCCAUCUCGUGUGCAGCUCUCAUGGCCCUGUACAUGCCUGCUAACAUGUGCGUGGAAAUGGAAUUUGCAGCCUUCACAUUCUCGAAAACUGGAUCUUCUCUGUAAGUAAAUAUGCAGGCACCGAAAAGUCCUUUUACCAAAUGUUCCAAAUGUUCAGGAGCGAGUCGUGCAUCUUCUUCUACCUCGGUGUCUCUCUUGUCUCGAGCAAUCAUGCGUUCGACCCAUACUUCACUGCAGUUUGUAUUGUGUGUUGCUUCGUCUAUCGAUUGUUUAGUAAGUACUGUCUUGUCAAACUUAAUCCUAAGUGUGCACUCAUUUCAGUCACUGUCCUACUGUCAUCGUUCUACAAUCUUUUUGUGUCCGAAAAACAAAAAAUACCCUUCCCUGAUCAACUAAUAGUCACACACGCCGGAAUCCGUGGAGCUGUCUGCUUCGGUCUUGUUCAGAUCAUCGACGAGCGAAUCAUUCCCGCGAAACCGUACUUUGUCACCACUACACUCAUCAUGAUCUUCUUCACGUCCAUAUUCCAGGUGAGCUCACUCUUAAACAGAGAAUUAAGCCAUGUAAAAAAGAAAAAUUUCAGGGCUGCACUAUCAAGUAUGUGAUGCGCUGUCUCAAGAUCCCGGGAGAUGAUGGCACCAAACAAGAGGAUUCCAAGCUUCUCAAGUUACUUUCUCGUUUCAACAACAAAUUCUUGAAGAAAUGGCUCACUUCCGAGAACACCUGUUAGUUAUUGUUGUGAAGAGUGUAAAAUCAUGGUCUUUUUUACAGAUGUGCCAACCGAUGGAACCUUCAGAAACCUUGGACUCCCGAAAGCCGUCAGUACUGCUUUGAGAAUUGGAGAGCGCAGUCAUACUGAUCUGUAUGUAAACAUUUUUUGCUGAAAUUCAUAUUAAUUGUGUUUCAGCACUCGUCACGGAGAAGUCUCGCAAGAGCCUGCCCCAGUUUCGAUUGGCCGUCCGACCGUCGCUCCGUUCACCGUCGACUUCAACACCGACGACGAGAACUGCCCGCUGAGCACCGGAAGACGCACCCCAGUCGCCAGAAACCCAUCCCGCUACUCUCGCCACUUCAUCUACACGUCCGCCGCUAAUGAACUUGAGAACUACCUGACAUGCCCCGUCAGCGGACCGAAACGCCCAACUUUCGACCCGAACCGUUAGUUUUAUCUGAAGUGACACGACUUCUUCAAUUAAUUGAACAUUUUCAGAGCUGUACCACAACCAGAUGACGAUCAGCAACACCGGAGACGUCGACAGAUCCCGCUGCAUCAACCGUCGCCACAACAGCAUGGGAGCGGAGAGCAUCGAACUGAAACAUCUGACCAAGGGACAGCAGCCGGCCGAGAGAAAAAGUUGGUUGCAUCCCUGUCCAUUGCAGAAUGAUUGAUUGUAAUUGUGUUUUGUCUUAUAGUUAGCCGCACGGUUACCAGUGGAAACAAGAAGUUUGUUGUGAACCCAGAAGACCUGAUUCGCGAGGAGUCCCCGUCGACCACCACCAAGAAAGCGACGUUCGAAACCGACGAAAUCUCGAAAAUCGAUGACUCCGAAUAA
This is a messenger RNA of Caenorhabditis sp. 36 PRJEB53466, 4175 nucleotides long. Lineage: Eukaryota; Metazoa; Nematoda; Chromadorea; Rhabditida; Rhabditidae. The record is from the annotation of a GenBank genome assembly.